GUCAAUAUUUGCGUUAAGACCCGGAUAUUAUUUACAACCUGCUCACAGUUCAACCAUCAGACAGGCAGAGUGGUGAUGAGUUGGUGCAUCCAUGAACACACGUCGGCGUCACGGUCCUAAAAGCAGCCAGGACGGGGUGUACACUGGGCCAUCUCAGACCCAGUCCCAGCUGGUCCAGCAGCUGGAAACCCCCCUGGCUGUCCCAGCACCCAUCGUCCCGGUCGUAGACACAUUCAGCAUGUCCUGCCGAGACCGUACCAGCGAGUUUCAGUCUGUGUGCAAGUCCCUGCAGGGGAGACAGAAUGGAGCACAACCUGUCCGAGCUGUCAACAGUGCAGUCAAACAGCGGAGUGAAUUCACGCUCUUGGCCAAGCGAAUUGGAAGAGACCUCAGCAACACUUUCGCCAAGCUGGAGAAGCUCACAAUCCUUGCCAAAAGAAAGUCCCUUUUUGAUGACAAAGCAACUGAAAUUGAUGAACUCACCUACAUUGUGAAACAGGACAUCAACAGUCUAAAUAAGCAGAUAGCUGGUCUGCAGGAACUCGUUCGAUCACGGAGUGGACAGAAUGGCAGACAUCUUCAGACACAUUCCAACACCAUCGUUGUCUCAUUACAGUCCAAACUGGCAUCGAUGUCAAGUGACUUUAAAUCAGUCCUGGAAGUCAGAACAGAGAACCUGAAACAGCAAAGAAGCAGGCAAGAGCAAUUUUCUCAGACUCCUGCCUCAUCCUCGGCUUACCACACCAACAGCUUUAACAAUUCGGUGCUUAUGCAGGACGAUUCCAAGAAGACGGAUAUAUCUAUAGAUAUGGACCUCAGCUCCAGUCAGCAGAUGCAGUUAAUCAAUGAACGGGAUUCAUACAUUCAGAACCGCGCAGACACUAUGCAGAAUAUAGAGUCCACUAUUGUGGAGCUCGGCUCCAUAUUUCAGCAGCUGGCUCAUAUGGUGAAAGAACAGGAAGAGACUGUACAGAGAAUUGAUGCUAAUGUGGAGGACACUCAGCUGAAUGUGGAGCUAGCGCAUACAGAGAUACUCAAAUAUUUCCAGUCUGUGUCCAACAACCGCUGGCUGCUCAUCAAGAUGUUCUUAAUCCUCAUCAUUUUUUUCAUUGUCUUUGUGGUUUUCAUGACCUGACAUCCAUUCUCAAGAUUUAAAUUGAAUUGGGUGAUUCUCAGUAUUUGAGGAAUGAAAGAGGCCAUUCUGUCAGUCUGUUUCUUUCUUUUCUCUGUUCUUUGUAUCCUCACUGGCUGCCGAGCUCUCUUUUAGUGAUCUUUGGAUGGAUGGAAUUUAAUAUUUGUAAGCCUCAAUUCACUAUAUGUGGGGCAUUUGUCAGGUUGUAGUCGAUUUAAAACAGUUUGUCCAUUUAAAUUUCAAUCUGAUAUGUUUAUCUGUUGAGGAAACUUUUGAAAUGAUGUCCCAUAUUUUGGUUUGGACAGAUUACAGAGAUAUGCGUGAGUAAAGCCAGCAGUCUUCUCAUGGAUAAAGAACCACCUUUUUAACUGAUUCUGGUUUAUUUUUGAUUGGUAUUAAUCAUGUUACACAUCUUCAGACAUCAUGUGUUCUGAGACCACUAUGCCAUCUCAAAUGACGAUAGUGCUUCUAUACUUUUUAUUGUGACUCUGCCUAGAGGUUUUAAUGUGUAUUCUUUCAAUUUUUGAUUACCACUGUUGCAAAACUUCUGAAUACAUCUGGUUCAGCAGGUAAGAAUUCAGUAUUUGGAGCUAGUGACCUUUCCCAUUUUUGGUCUUAAAUCAUGAUUAUUAAACAAUACAAACAGGAUAUAUAUUUUUUUUUUACAUUUUAAUCAUCUUUCACAAGCUUGUUUGUACACUACCGUUCAGCUUAUCAAAAUGUCUCUGUGUACCGUCUCAGGGGGUCCAUGAAAGUACUGCUUUCCAGAUCUCAACAUAAAUGAUGUUUUCGCGAGAAUACUCCCAUCUGUGUUUAACUGGAGAUUGAGAUUGGGGGAACGUCCCACCCCACCAUUUGUGAAAUGCAUAUUGUACAAUGGAAGAACUGAAAAAAAAAAAAGGAAAUACAAAUGUAUGCUUUGUUGUAA
Molecule: messenger RNA, 2060 nt
Organism: Labeo rohita (rohu)
Lineage: Eukaryota; Metazoa; Chordata; Actinopteri; Cypriniformes; Cyprinidae
Gene: stx5al
Product: syntaxin 5A, like
Exons: 11
Coding region: 92-1135 (347 amino acids)
Biological process (GO): vesicle fusion; endoplasmic reticulum to Golgi vesicle-mediated transport; intracellular protein transport
Cellular component (GO): SNARE complex; Golgi membrane; endomembrane system
Molecular function (GO): SNARE binding; SNAP receptor activity
Source: RefSeq, a predicted model, not a curated record